Messenger RNA from Penaeus monodon (black tiger shrimp), 3974 nucleotides. RefSeq names its product prestin-like. Gene Ontology annotation, cellular component: membrane. NCBI's taxonomy places the organism in Eukaryota, Metazoa, Arthropoda, Malacostraca, Decapoda, Penaeidae. The record is from RefSeq and is a predicted model, not a curated record. Gene Ontology annotation, biological process: transmembrane transport. Gene Ontology annotation, molecular function: chloride transmembrane transporter activity; sulfate transmembrane transporter activity; bicarbonate transmembrane transporter activity.
CAGGGAGCCCGUCGGAAGUGUGCGUGGUGCGCCCUACCCUCAACGUCGCUCAGCGGUGCCAGAAUUACCACUACGACCCCGGCCAUUCACCAGGGCUGCGGGAAACGAUCCAGACGAAGGCGACGGAGGCAUGCAGCCCCUCCUGCGGUGGCCUGACGUCCGCCAUCACCGCCCGCCUGCCCAUCCUGUCGUGGCUGCCGGCGUACAAGCUGCGGGAGUCUCUCCUUGGCGACGUCAUUGCCGGCGUCACUGUUGCCAUCAUGCAUAUUCCCCAAGGUAUGGCCUACGCGCUGCUGGCCAACCUCCCGCCCAUCAAUGGAAUCUACAUGGCUUUUUUCCCCGUGCUGAUCUACGCCUUCUUGGGCACUUCGCGUCACUGCUCCAUGGGUACCUUCGCCGUUGUCUGCCUGAUGACCGGUAAAGUCGUGGCAGAUCUGUCCACUCCUGAAAGCGUUGACAUAGGAGCAGAUUUAGCAAACAAUUCCACCACGUCGGAGCCAUCUUAUUCACCAAGCCAAGUCGCUGCUCUGGUUUCCUUUACGGUUGGGGUCUGGGAGCUCAUCAUGGGAUUGCUACAGCUCGGGUCACUUAGCGUCUUCCUCUCUGACAUGCUGGUAUCUGGAUUCACAACUGGGGCUGCCAUUCAUGUGUUGACGUCACAGGUCAAGUACCUCUUUGGGCUUCACAUCCAACGAUACAGUGGACCAUUAAAGAUUAUUUAUACGUACCGUGAUAUCAUCCAGCAGUUACUAAAAUCCAACCCAGCAGCUAUGGUUGCUUCCAUGAUCACAAUUGGUGCUUUAACAUUUAACAAUGAAGUGAUUAAGCCUAAAUUGCGAGAAAAGACGAAAAUCCCCAUCCCCAUUGAACUUAUUGCCGUUAUUCUUGGAACGGUUGCCUCUUACUUUGGAGAGCUAAAUGAAAACUAUGGCAUUCGCAUUGUAGGAGAAAUUCCAACUGGAUUGCCUGAGCCAGAAGCACCGCCAUUUGAGCUUCUACCAAAAGUGGUUGUUGAUGCGUUUAUUAUCACAAUUGUAGCAUAUACAAUAUCUUUCUCAAUGGCAAAGAUAUUUGCUAAGAAGCAUAAUUAUGAAGUUGAUGCAGCUCAAGAGUUAUAUUCACAGUCUGCAAGUAAUGUAUUUGGAUCCUUCUUCGGAUGUGCUCCCAUUGCUGCAUCUUUGUCCCGGUCACUAAUUCAGGAAGCAGUUGGAGGCGUCACUCAAAUCACGUCACUCAUCUCAUGUUCUCUUCUACUGCUUGUUCUUCUGUUUGUGGGACCAGUUUUUGAAAAGCUUCCAAAUUGUGUGCUGUCAUCAAUCAUUGUUGUGGCGCUGAAGGGAAUGUUCCUACAAGUGAAUGACCUGAAGAGGGUGUGGGCCAUCUCACGCGCCGAUGCAUCAAUAUGGAUUGCAGCCUUCCUUGCUGUUGUUAUUAUUGACAUUGAUUAUGGCCUGAUGGUUGGGGUCCUGAUGUCACUGGUAGUUUUGCUUAUUAGAGGCCAAAAACCUAGCACAGCCAUUCUUGGGUCCAUCCCCAACACAGACAUUUAUUUGGAUAUUAAGAAAUACUCCUCGGCUGUGGAAAUACCUUCAGUUUGCAUAUUCCAGUUCAAUGGACCUCUUCACUUUGCAAACAGUGAAUACUUCCGAACUCAGAUUUUCUCCAUGACUGGCCUAGACCCUAAUGUCAUUGUUAGUACAAAGAAAGCUCUAGAGAAGAAGCAAUCAAAAUCUAACCUUGCCAUCAAGGAGAAUGGGGUGCAUGAGAGUGCAGAGAAAAUCCCCGAGAACUCUGAGGAGAAACCCAAGGACAGCAUCAGUGAGAAGCAACUAAAUGGCGCUGCAAGGUUCAUCAAGGGGAGGUUCAGCAACAAGAAGAAUAAGCAUGUGGUACUUUCCUUGCCUGAUAUUAAAUGGAUAAUCCUUGAUAUGAGUAAAAUUAUCUAUUUGGAUUCCACUGGUGGAAAACUCAUUGCACAGCUCCGGAAAGAAUACAAUGAUGCUGGCAUCACACUUAUUCUUGCCUCAGUCUCAGAAAGUGUAUUGGAUAGCUUAGAGAAAUGUGGCACCCUGAAGACAAUCGCUACCGAACAAAUCUUCCAUUCAGUCCAUGAUGCAGUUACUGUCCUCUCGGUAUUAGAUCAAUCAGCUGUUUCAGGAAGUAACUGCACCAAGCUCUGAACAAGUUUAUGAAGGAACAUCAUGCAUUUAUUGUUAUUAUAUUUUUUCAUGCAAUUCUAAAAAACAUAUCACAGUCCUAAAAGGCAAAGUUGCAUUGGUGCUUAGCCUUCACUCUAAGUUGAGAAAAGUAAAAAUAGGGCAUAGCUGCAUGAUCUGUAGAUUUAUUGAAAUAAGGUUUGAAAAAUGAAUCAGAAAAAAAGGAUUAACAUCGGCUUAAAAAGAAUUAAGGCAGGUAUUUCUGCAAUUUUAUUGAGAAAAAAAUUAAAUAUCUACAUGCUGUUUCAUACAUAGUAGCUCAAAUGGUAUAUGUUUUCCUAACAAUUACAUUUUUUUCUUGUGAAUAAUUACAUAGGUUAUUAUCUUUUAAAGCAUUCAUAUUUUUUCAUGGUAAUGAAAUAUUUGUUGAGUUGGGUUCAUUAAUUUAUGGAGGUGUUCAUAUAGUGUUUGGUUUGCAAAUCAGGACUGAUUUGUUACUGAAAAGUCAUAUUGGAAGUAUGUUGUAUUUGCAAUCACAAGUUGCCAUAAAACAUUUCUAAAGGUUUAAAUAUAAAAAAAGACAAAUAAGUUUUUGAUGGGAAUGGCUCAGGUUCCAAAGACAUUUUUCAGGCUAAUUUUAGUGUGAAGUAAUAUUUUAUUUGUACAAAGGUAGAGUGAUGCAUAGGAUGAAUACAGUGCAUUUUUACCAAGAAACUUGAGAAAUUCUUUUACAAAAACGUGAACUAAAUAAUGAAAUCCAUCUAUCUCUAUUUAUUAGUGGCCAGUCAUGCAAUUUGUCCAAGAAAUUUAUUAUAGAUACAACAAGUGUAUGUUCUUUGAGUUUGCUAUUUGUAACGCAUAGACCAUACUAAGUUGCACUCUUGGAUUUUGCAUUUUUAGUUUAUAACUAUGAGUUGCUUUUGGACAGCUUACUGUCAAGUAAAAAGCUAGUUAAAAACUGCCAAUCAUGUAGGUAGACUUCCUGUAUCAGUAUGUGUUUUAACAUGUUUUAUGUUAGAACAUGAAACCCUAGCUUCAACAGUAAGAUGCAAGCACAUAUGCAUUAUUUAUAGGUUAUUUAUGGUAUGUAAGUUUUGUGGGGGGGGAUGCAAAUAAGUUAAUGUAAUAUUAGUAGUGAUUGCAAAUGAUUAGAUAGUAAGCAGUAAAUAAAAAUUAAGACUAUAUAAAAAAAAAAAAUUCAGUAAGAGACUUUUGUAUCUGAAUUUUCUGCUCAUGUACAUUUGGUAGACACUAUUACAGAUUAUAUGUCAUUUUACAAUUUAAAUUUUGUGCAUUAUCAUAUCUCUUAUACUUAUAGAAAAUGAGUGGAUUUAUUGAAAAUAUUUGUUCUUCAACCUGUUUCUCAUGAAGUGCUCCUGCUUUACCAGCUUGUAAGUUCUCUUCCUGAUAAAUGUUCCAAAGUUUAUACUACUUAGUCCAUUUGUAAAGUUACUAAGUUGGUAUUUUAUAAAGAAUCUCAUUUUCCAUAUUACAAAAAGAAAAUCAGACCUUACAUCAAAACAUUUCUUCAGGAAGAAAUAUAUCUGGUCUUGUUUUGUCUGAAAAGAUAUUUAGAGCAAUAAGGAAAAUGAUAAGGUGUACCUUAGCAGAGUGUAUAGAUAGUCAUGAUAUGUGUUCAGUUUUGUACAUUGUAUUUGUGAUAGCAUGUGCCUUUGUGUGUUGCUGUGCAUCACUGGAACUUGAUGUUCACGUGAAGCAGGGUUUGGCAGAGUAUUUGCUAGAGGGUUGUGCACUUGCCUUUAAAGACCUUUUUAUAGUGACAGAUCUUACUGAAUCAUAAGACAGGUUAUGUAAAAA